CUCUGGUUGGAGAGCAGUAGUUCCGCCCCCGGUCGCCAUGUACCGCUCCGCUCGCUCCCUGCAUCGCUUCAGCGCGAGUUUGUCAGAUCUGCGGGCCGCUCAGAGAUCCAUCAAAGCUCGCAACGUCUGUCCAGCACCCGGGCUCCGGCACCAGACCGUCAGAAUGGCCAGUUCAGAGGCAUUUCGGAUUGAGAGGGACACAUUUGGAGAGCUUAAAGUCCCCUCUGAUAAAUACUAUGGAGCUCAGACUGUCAGAUCCACCAUGAACUUCAGGAUCGGAGGAGUCACGGAGAGGAUGCCGAUUCAGGUGAUCAGAGCUUUCGGUAUCCUGAAGAAAGCUGCUGCAGAAGUCAAUAAAGAUUACGGUUUGGACCCAAAGAUCGCAGACGCCAUCAUGAAAGCUGCUGAUGAGGUGGAGUCUGGGAAACUGGAUGAUCAUUUCCCGCUGGUUGUUUGGCAAACAGGAUCCGGAACUCAGACUAACAUGAACGUCAAUGAGGUGAUCAGUAACAGAGCCAUCGAGAUGCUGGGAGGAAAACUGGGCAGCAAAGACCCCGUUCAUCCCAAUGACCACGUCAACAAGAGCCAGAGCUCCAAUGACACGUUCCCCACAGCCAUGCACAUCGCUGCUGCUAAAGAGGUUCACGAGGUGCUCCUGCCGGGCCUUCAGACGCUUCAUGAUGCUCUCGCUGCCAAAGCUGAACAGUUCAAAGACAUCAUAAAGAUCGGCCGCACACACACACAGGACGCCGUGCCGCUCUCGCUCGGACAGGAGUUUGGCGGGUACGUGCAGCAGGUGAAGUACAGUAUUGCGCGCGUGAAAGCGUCUCUGCCGCGUGUGUAUGAGCUGGCAGCAGGAGGAACCGCAGUCGGCACUGGACUCAACACGCGCAUCGGCUUUGCAGAGAAGGUGGCAGAUAAAGUGUCUGCACUUACAGGUCUUCCGUUCGUGACCGCAGCCAAUAAGUUCGAGGCUCUGGCGGCUCAUGAUGCUCUGGUGGAGCUGAGCGGCGCUCUAAACACUGUGGCCGUGAGCAUGAUGAAGAUCGCCAAUGAUAUCCGCUUCCUCGGCUCUGGGCCUCGUUCAGGUCUCGGAGAACUCAACCUGCCAGAAAACGAACCCGGAUCCAGCAUCAUGCCCGGUAAGGUGAACCCGACGCAGUGUGAGGCCAUGACUAUGGUGGCCGCUCAGGUGAUGGGGAAUCAUGUGGCCGUUACUGUCGGGGGAAGCAAUGGACACUUCGAGCUCAAUGUGUUCAAGCCCAUGAUCAUUAAGAACGUGCUGAACUCGGCCAGGCUGCUGGGCGAUGCUUCGGUCUCCUUCACUAAUAACUGCGUGGUCGGCAUCGAGGCGAACACCGAGAGGAUCAACAAGCUGAUGAGCGAGUCUCUGAUGCUGGUCACCGCCCUCAAUCCACAUAUAGGUUAUGAUAAAGCCGCAAAAAUUGCGAAAACCGCUCAUAAAGACGGUUCGACUCUGAAAGAGGCGGCGCUGAAGCUGGGAUUCCUGAACGAGCAGCAGUUUGAGGAGUGGGUUCGACCUCAUGACAUGCUAGGCCCAAAGUAAAGGAGAACAGAGCUGAAACACACGCACACCAGUAAAACACUUGUGGAUCACCGUUCACAGACGGGGUUUGUGCUGGAGGUAUUAUUCUUCAGAGUCCGUGUGUUCCCUGUGAAUGCAUGACUGUGUUUCUUUUUCAUCCCAAAAUCUGAGGAAUAAAAUAACCGGGGGAGAAAA
This is a messenger RNA of Danio rerio (zebrafish), 1741 nucleotides long. RefSeq names its product fumarate hydratase (gene fh). The record is from RefSeq and is marked provisional. Gene Ontology annotation, molecular function: fumarate hydratase activity; lyase activity; catalytic activity. Gene Ontology annotation, biological process: tricarboxylic acid cycle; fumarate metabolic process. Gene Ontology annotation, cellular component: chromosome; cytosol; nucleus. Lineage: Eukaryota; Metazoa; Chordata; Actinopteri; Cypriniformes; Danionidae.